Molecule: messenger RNA, 6028 nt
Organism: Schistosoma intercalatum
Lineage: Eukaryota; Metazoa; Platyhelminthes; Trematoda; Strigeidida; Schistosomatidae
Source: the annotation of a GenBank genome assembly
CAAAUUCAUGCCUGUCACUAUAGUGGCUGCUAGUUCCAUAAACCCUACCGGCCUGUGAUAAACUCACUCAGGUUAUUUGGUACACAGUUCCACAUAUAACUACCAAAUUAACUGGAAUUAUUGUAUUUGAGGAACUAUACGAAUCCAAAAUUGCUAAGGACCUGAGACUAUAUGGAAAUAAGAAGUGAGGGAACACAAAUCAACCAGUUUAUAUGAGCUCGUCAAAAAGGUGUUCAAUAAGGGAAUGAGACAAAUAGAAGGCGCCUAUUGCCAACCGUGACCUUGGUUUGAAUAUCAUGAGCUUAUUCGAGCUUCAUAAACCUUCUCUCCUCGAGGUGUCAUCUGCACUUGAAAGUCAUUUAAAGAAUUGUUUCGAAACUGUCAAGUGCUCGAUUGUUGAUUGUCCUGAUUUGACAAGUUCACCAUAUGGCCUUACCUUACGAGGGUUGAGUGGUAAAGCAAUAAUCUGUGAUGUUGGCAGCUUUGAUUACCUUUUGCCUGUCCCUAAAAAGGAUAGGCAUUAUGACCUUUUAGACGUAUUUCGAAAUGCCGGGGUAGCUGCUGGUGCUGUAAUCGGGGCUGGUGCUGGACCAUUUUUUCUUACUGGAUCGAACUCUGAGAUGGUUAUAAAUAUUUCUUCUGAAAGUGGUGUUGUAAAAAAUGGUUCGUUAUUUGGAUUAUACGAUAAAGAGAAUAAUAAACCUUUGCUAACAAAAGCUGAUAAUACCAAAUUUGCUUUGUUAGGUCAAAUGUUCAUGUGUGAAGGUAAACCUGGACCGGUUAUCGAAUUAAAUGUAUCUGGGCGUAUUCAAGAUGGAAAAUUCGAUGCUAUGAUUCGUGAAGCAUUACAUGUAAAAUAUGGUCAUUUAAAUAAUGCUGUUGGUUUGGGUGGAGUUAUAGUUCAAGAAAAAGGCAAAUCAUUGUAUCACGUUCUUCCUGAAUUCUCACAAGAACCAAUUGAUUCAGGUGAGAAACUUCGUAAUUGGAUUAAAAUGUUUGAAAUGGAAUCUCCUGUGAUUUCAGUUGGAAUUGCUGUAUCACAUGAUCCUGUAAGUUGUUUAUGUUGUUCCUUUAUUACAUAUGAUGAUAUCCCUUUAUAUUUAAUUAAAUAAAUUGUCAAUUGAUUUAACCUGUUAGAGAUGAUAUUCAGUGUGGAAUUUCUUCUUGAUAUGUUAUUAUCAAUCAAUCGACCGUAAGAAGUAUAUUACUUAAAACAGAUCAAUAAGUCAAUUCAAGUUCCUAUAUCCGAAGUAUUCUCACAGUGCAAGAACAAAACUAGAAGCAAAUUAUCACAGAUUCCAAGUUUUAUACGUCCACCGAUUUAUUAAAUCCAUUAAUGAAUUAGUCCUCUUUUUGUUCUGUUAGGCCCUAGUAGCCUUUACUCAUCCACCAAGUUUACUGACGUGAAUUGGUUCAUUUAAACUCUUUCUGUCUUCAAACUGCCCAUUUAAGACAUGAGAAAAUCUUACAGAUUAAUGGUGUAUAUAUUUUCUGACUUAAAAAAAUUUCACAUGACCAUUAUAUAUAUACAUCAAAUAUUAAUGCGCAGUAUGCUCCCAAAUGCCCUGGUACGGCCGAGAGUGAGGAGAGUCCGCUCCCCCUCUCCAAAUGCUCUCACAUGGCCACGCGUAUAUAACCUCUGUCAGGGAAGUCCUACUCAUUGCCUUCUCGUGGCGGGGGUGUUGGUUACGAAAUUGCGAGGACGAAAAGCGAAUGUCCGGUGCUUUAACCGGAUCCCAAACCAAUGGUGCACAUGGGCUCCAGUAUCCUGCGGGAACAAAUGGCGUAUGCACCAAUUGUUGGUCACCGGCUACCAUAGGAAUGCAUCUCCUUACGUCGCUCCACUGCCUUGUGGAUCAGACCUUCAGGUCGAAGGCUCGGGGAGUGGCCCCCUAAGAAAACCGCCUGCCUCGGUUUGGGUACCCAGUCAGUAUCACAGCCCUCACACAUAUCAAAUGAGAUCUGUGUGGCGCGUAUAUAUUUGGUGCCUCUUUGUACCAAUAUCUAUGUGUUAAAAUAAAUAAAUAAUAAAAUAAUGCGCAAUAUAUCAUAAGUGGGAAAUCACAUUCUCUAGGUUAUUUGUAGCUUAAAAUUGAGCAACAAGCACGUGAUUAAUAAGCUGUAAUUUCCCAACAGUUAAUGAGUUCAAUGACAAGCUUACUAUUAACGUGAUACAAUUUAUCCCAUUCAAAUAAAUCUUUGAUAAAUACGCAAUAUGAGUAGUUUAUGUAAUAAUCCAUCGUAGAAUAAUCUUCAAUAUUCUAUCUUUCUCAAUUAUUUUACCCUUAUGCUAAAACAAAUGAUUGAGAAUAAUAACACUACCAUAUGGUAAUGAUAAUCUAAUCAGUAACAGCGUAGUAUACUGACGAACUUAAAAUAGUCGGGACAAAUUUCCAGCUAGUUUCUAGUCAAUCAGAGAAGAGCUUUUAUUAAAUGGAUAAUUUAUGGAAAAGUAAACAAUGAUAUUACUCUGUCUGUUAAUCGAGAAAAUAAUAUAUAAACCCGUCCUAAUGAUCAUCUUAUUGAACCCUUAAAAGGAUCUAAAGAGAUUUUUGAGAAUCACCAUUUUGUUCUUGGUUAGACUUAGGUAUUUAUGGUGUGAGGAGGCUAGCGUUUUCGUCGCAAAUUGACAUCAGCUAUAAUGUAAAAAUAUUCUGGUCGAAAAAAGUCCAAUGUCUUCAUGAAAUAAUAUUACAUUUUAACCUGGUCUCCUCUAGACUUCUUACUACCUCAGUCAGUCAGCUACAACGUAGGACCAGGCACAUAUAUGCAUCGGUCCAAGUUGCCAUACCUCAUUAGCACAACAAGAUGAACACCGAAUUCAUAGAAUUAGUUUAUUCCAUGGUGGUAAUAUAUAAAAGAAAGAUUCCAUAUAAGGAUAUAGUACAAGAAGAAAAAAUAUUUGGUAGAAAGAAUGAUAUAAAGCAAUUCUCAUUACCUACUCUUAUGUUAAUCACCAGCAUGGAGCACGCCAUUAUAGAUGAUGGGUAGAUAUAAUGCGUAACAUGUGUUUCAAUCAUCACAGUCGACAGAUGUUCACAUGUUCAUCAAUUUAUUGAUCAUAUCUACCUAAUUUUCAACAGUUUUCAAAGUGUUAACCCCUUUCUAGUGAGACCUAAACAUAUAUUAUCAGGACUAAGUCUUUGAACUUACAUUAUUAUUAUUAUCAUCAUUAAUGUUGCCAUUAUUAUUCUUACUACUAUCAAUGUUAUUAUCACUAAUUACUAUUAUUAUUGUCACUAUCCGUUAAGUUCGCUACUUGAUUAACGCAGCAUACGUUUUACGACUACGAUUCUCGAACGUUGGAACUUCACCGUCGCAAAUCAGGAGACAGUAGAAAAGCUGCAGAAGUGUUUAUUUGGUAAAAAUCGAAAUGUACAGAAAAUCACGGCUAUUUAUAGAUAUUAACAUUUGUUAAAUCGACAUUAUAAUUCGGCCAAUCCGCAAGGAGACGUAUUAUGUUACUGUUCAAUUGUAGCAUGCCACGUUAAUAUUCUAGGAAGCUCUAUCGUGUUCUGAUUGGAUGGGAACUCUUAGGCUCCUUUAGGGCCUCUGGAGGUUCCGUUGUAGUUCUCGGAAUCCGACUCAACACCUCCUCGGAACAAGAUUUCUUCCUAGAAUCCACUUGUAGCUUGACAACUGGUUUGUGGCGGCGUUCCAUUAUUUUUACUGUCUUCCUUGUCCAAAACUUAUUUUCAGUGUUCUUGUGCGUAUAUAGUGUUGAUGUGUCUGAGAUUGACUCUAACGGAAAAUUCGGCUGAUUAUUUUGAAUACGCAUCGUUCUUUUAUCUUUAUGGAUUUGAUUUGUAUAUCAGAUACGUGUUCCAAAGGUUCCUCGGACUCUGUACAAAACAUUUCCCAAUCUGCGUACGACUUAUCCCGGUUCCCAUCGAUUCUAUCCGAGGUGGGUUUUAAUGAACACUUUGUCGCCAACAUUAAAGCUUCGGAUAUUAAGAUUGUGACUGUGUCCAUCCGCUAUUUUGGGUGGCAACAUGUCGUUGAAAAUGGUCCGAAUACGCCUUCCAAACAUGGCCUCAGCGGGAGACUUACCAUCUGGGACGGUUGGGCUCGGAGUGGUUCUGUAGGUCGUUAAAAAUUUUGUGAUGACCUGUUCAGUUGUCCCCUCGCUUCCCCCUUUCAGUAAUGCUCGUUUAAAAGUGUCCACAAAACGUUCUGCUUGUCCAUUUGAUUGCGGAUGAUAGUGUGGAGAACAAAGAUGAGUUAUUCCAUUUGUGCUACAGAAAUAAUUAAACGAUUCUGCAAUGAAUUGCGAGCAAUUUUCAGUUACUAAGAUCUCCGAAACUCCAAAGCAGCUAAAUAAAGUAGAUAACUUUAGGGCUUUCGUACAUUCUCCUAAUCCUUCUUUAAACACGUUGUGGCGUCUUUGUAGCACACCCCGUCGUCAGAGAUCUUGUUUUUUUCAUUCACUUAUAAUUUAUAUCUGUCUUUAGAAAGAUGACUGGUUUAUUGAUUAGUUUGACUGGAAUAGAAAUGAAAGUUAUUCUCCAACAGUUAAUAAUCUAUCUCAUUUUUAGUUCUAUUCGUCUCAGUUUUAUCUCAUUUAAUGUAUAAUCGAAAAUCAGGGAACGCUUUUAAUGCCUAUUGUCUAACUUCCUAAAUGAUCGGACGAUAUUGAUGCUAAUGAAAUAUUUAUGUUCUAAUUGGCUUCAUAUGUGUUCUACAGACUUGACACGUUUAAAGGAACGUUAUAUCAGAUGUCAAAUAUGAAGAUACUUUUAGAAACGUAUUUUUCAGACAUCCUUUAAUGCAGACAGACGAUCAGAGAUGUAGAUUUGUGAAGGUAAACAGGCCUACUCGAUUUUAUCAAAAUAUGACAACACUUAUAAACAUGAGAGAUACAAUGUAUCAUUGAGAGAUGUUUUAUCACACACAUACCGGUGACAGAAAGAUUAGGAUAAUGCCUCUGUCCAUAUCGCAUAGGCGGAUAACAUUACUAAUUGUUGCAUACUGAGUGUCCGUUUUGUCCUAGCAUUGUACUCCUCACUAAUGUGUGUCUUUGGCCCAACUAGGAAUCGAACUCAGGACCUUCAGAUCUCGUGGCUAAUACUGAAUAGUUCGGACCACUGAUACUGUCUUCUAGUGGUAUUAUUUGAACUUCAAUCAGUUCAUGAUGUAGCGUGAAUGUCAUCCUAUAUUAUUGGUGCAGAAACUGUUUUACUCUUGACAUGUCACGAUGAGACAACUGUCUAGUGUUCCCCGCUUUUCAAUACUAUCUCAACUCGUAUCUCUCUUUUUGAUGGACACAACUUAUAAAUUGAAAAUCAAUUUCUACCAAACCUCUUAAACCAAACUAAUUUUAUGUUGUUGUUGUUGUUUUCCUCCUUUUUUUCCAGCAUCAUCUUGGUCUACGCUUAGAGCAUUUUCAUUGUUUUAAUCAAGAUCAAACAAAUUGUGGACAUUGUCAUUUUGAUACAUAUGGUCCAACUGUAUCCUAUCGUUGUUAUUUUUCAAUAGCUAAUCAUUUGUUACGUAUUGAUCAACCAAGUAAAUCAUUAUGAGAAACGAUUAGUUUUCUUUUUCUCCACCCCCCUCUUUCUCUUUGUUGAUUUUGUUCUUGUUUGUGUUAUUUUUCUCAGGAAAAAAAAGUUGGUUAGUUCAAUCUUUCUACUUUUAUCAUGUUGACUUUUCUCAAUUUAUUAGUAGUAUUUAGUAGUAUAUAUUACACUACUAUUAUUUAUUCGGUGGGCAAUAAAGAAUAGUUAUUUUUUUUCGAUUAUCCUUUGCUUAUUUCUCAUAGACAAUAGAUUUGAAGUUGAUGUUAAGGGGGGUCUAGUUAGGUUGAUUGAUAAGUAUAAUAGUUGAUAAGAAGUCUUAAUUGACUUACAUUUCUUACUGUAGUAUCUGGGGUAAUAAUGUUUUUCAUUGAUAAUCGAUAACCAUUGUAAUUUCUAUGGUAUAAAGUGAGAAUUACAAAAGGUUGAUACAAUGAAGGUUUAUUAAAUCUGUGAAAUCAUAUCGUUGUUAACCCAAAUACAUUCAUUAAUAUACAGAUUUUACACACAAUCAA